Messenger RNA from Clunio marinus, 3504 nucleotides. The record is from the annotation of a GenBank genome assembly. Lineage: Eukaryota; Metazoa; Arthropoda; Insecta; Diptera; Chironomidae.
AUGUAUGGUCAUGACACAAACGCCAUUCGAUCGCGCUACGAUUAUUAUUAUUCAGUAUCAUCCCCAUCGCUUUCACAAGCGGCGAAUUAUUACGAAAAUCAAGCCAGUCUUUUUGGAGAACCAAUAGCACCAUUGCUUCCACCACCAAUUCAAAAAAGUCCAUCACCAUCAAGAAUUCAGACGCCAUUGACGCCAUUCAACAACACUCACAAUGCAUCCACUUCGUCUUCUGCUGUCACUAAUUAUACGACAACUGGUGUUCAUCCCCCACUGAUUGAGAAUUUCGACAAUCAUUUGCUCGAAUCGAUAAGGCGAAAUAUCUUGGAUCAGCAAAACAACAAUUUAGAUGUAACAAAUGCCCUGACAAAACAUCAAUUGUGGACUCAAAAUUCAAACUCUUCAACAAAUUCACCUCCAAAUGAAACAAGCGAUGGGGGUGCAAAUUUUGAAGGAAGAAGAAAACGAGCGAGAACUGCUUUUGGUAAUUAUAAAAGCGACGAUGACGUUUCACAGAAUAAAUAUCGGACAUUAUCCGCUCACAGUGAUAUGAAAGCUUUCACUCGAUUAUCAAUGGAAACUACAUCAGACACUGAUAAUAACAAUGGACCAACACGAGUGUUUUUCAAGAACAAUAAAUCAAAUAAUUCUACUCGACAUGAAACCACAUCCAAUUCUUCAUCGUCCAAACUUAAUCACAGUGUUGGUCUCAGUAAGAUUCCUCGAAUGAAGCCAACAACUGUGAAGAAAAAAGAAAAAGUUCCGUUCACAAUGGUGAAAAGUAAAAGUGAUUUAAAUAGUUUAAAGACAUAUCCAGAUUCAUUUACUAUUGUAACUUCACCAAAACGUUCACCAUCUGCAGGAUAUAAUCCAAAUAAACGAAGCAAAAGUAAUGACGACGAUGAUGACUCAAUUAUGGAGUUUGAAUGGAUUAAACCACCACCUGAGAAGCUUUAUGAAGCAGCAAGUGUCAUAGACAAAUACGUUGAUGAUGAACCUCCUUAUAUGACAGAACAUUUUGGUGCCCGAUUGUCAAUUCCAACAUCGCCGAUUGUCACAAAUAAGAUUAUGAUUGGAUCAACUAAUCGCGUUCCACCUGGUUCGUUCCAAUCACAUAAGAAAAUUGCUUUUGCUAUCAUCAAUGAUUACAAAAAUCGACGAACAAGAAUGCUUCAGCAUCGACACAGUGAAGACAACAUGAGCUUUUCGGGUCGUUUCUCUCCCUAUUCACGAUACAUAAUGCAACGGGAAAUGUCGGCACCAUCUUUAAAUCGUGUUGAAAGCUUGGAAAGUGAUGACGGUGAAUUUUAUUAUUUCGUCGAUGAUGAUAAUGAAGUUGAAUCAGGAAGACAAACUUCUAUUGGAUUCGUACAUAAAAAGCAAAUGUCAGCAUCAAUGUCAAGUUUGAAUCGACGAAGGCCACAAAGUGAGAUGCGUAAGUUAGGUCCACGUUACAUGUCGACACCAAAUUUCAUAAAAAUUAACAAACGUGCUGUGAUUCAAAGUACUCCAAUGGAGAAAGUCAAUCCACGUCUCAUAUUGCAUCGAAGCUUAAAAGGUGUACUCAAAGUUUACAACAAUACAAACAUCAAGACAACAAGAAGGUUCAGUCUUAACAAUAUGGACAUUUUCCUACCGAAUGGGAAGAUCGAUCCCAAUCUUCUAGCACCAAUGCCGAUCAAUGUUGAAGAUAAAAGAUCGGAAAAACUCGAGAAGCAUCAAGUAAAAGCUCAAAAGAAGCGAGUACUUGUAAUGAAACGACGAAAGCUUUCGCCAAUUGCUGGAACACCGAAUAAAGAUUCGAAGGAAAAGGAAGACGAAAAUAAAACACCGAAACGUAAAAUGAAUACACCAAAGACACGACUUGAAGAACGAUUAAAAAAAGAUAAAUUUGGCCGACUUGUGACACCAAAAAAAGCUGCUUUACCUAACUUCAAAGCUACUGGUGCUAAGAAAUCAACAAAAAAGACGAAAUCAGAUGGAAAAGAAAAGGAAGAUGAAGAGACAGCAGCAGGAACAACGGCAAAAGAACAAGAAGAUGAAAAGAAAGCGAUGAAUUUUCUUCAACAAAUUCAAGCACGAAACGUUUUAGGACGAACAAUCAAAGCUAGAAUCGCAGCGCGACAACCACCGCCUCUCACGAGACAACCUUCAAAGCAAUCAAUUGAAUCACUUUUUCAAGACAAACCACCACCAUUGAAAAAGAAAUCAAGUUUUUCUUCUCUCAAAUCACUGUCAGCAUCGAUAAGAACUGUCACAUCAUUCAAAACUAACAAAUCAAACUCAAUUGAAGACGAAGAAGCUGAAGCAGGUGAUGAGAUAACAAAACUUCAGAGUCUUAAAGAUACGAAGAAAGAUGGAAAAAGUAAAGUGAAAAGUUCGAUUCUUGCUAAAACAAAAGUUUUGGGAUUGACGAGUCGUUUGACUUCAGCAUCUUCAACUAGAUCACAGAAGGAAGUUACUGUCCCACCACCAUCAAGAACAGCUUCAAAAACUUCAAUUCUUAGUCGUGUGUCGUCAAAGCUUCAACUUGAUGAUGGUAAACAAGCACAAGACACACCAUCAAAGAAAAGUGAUGUGAUUCGCGUUCCUUCAGCAACUUCAAUUAUGUCAAUGACAACAGCAGCAAUUACUGCUAAUCCAUUGAACACCACUUUGACUAUCACAAAUCAGUUGGCAACUCAGGGUGCUGAAAUUAAUGAAAAGAAACGAGCAGCUAUGGAAAAACAAUCUUCAAUUGAUGAAGGUGUAAUUGCAUCGCAUCCCGAUGCUGACAAAGGUUCAAUGUCUUCGCAAAAAACUGUUUCGUCGCAGAAAACCAACACAUCACGAGGUGGCUCAAGGAAAACUUCAGCAAAACAUUCCGGUAAGAAUUCAGCUGAAAAGCCACGAUCUCGAGCAAGUUCCAUUCUGGGGGCGGUUGUUGGUGUCAACAGUGCUAUUCGAUAUUUGAGGAAACAGAAGUCAAAAGAUUCGAUUGACAGUGUAACAAGUGACGCACCACAAGUGACUUCGGGACCUGGUGCUGGUGCUGAAAAUAAUGACUCAAUACCAAUUGCUGGGAAAAUCCUGGAAAAAUCCCAACAAUCACUUGAAAAAGUUCAAAAGACUGUAGAUAAAGCAACAAGUGAAAUUCAUCACACGAUUAAUGAGAAUUUAUCAAAUUUAAGGAAGUUGGAAAAGAAAUUGAGUGGUGGAAACUUAUUGGAGCACGAUGCGAAUAACAACGAUGUUGAAAAAAAUUUAUCACGUCAAAGCACGAAACAAGACAUCGCUGGGUCAUCAAGAACCACAAACAUCGCGCACAUGUCAGCAUCAAAGAUGAGAAUGGAUAAAGAUGGAAUGAGUGUCAAUGCCAUUUCAGUCGCACCCGAUGAACGAUCUGGCCUUCAACAUCAGUCAUCUGAUGAAUCAAAUCAAACAAAUUCCAGUACAAGGUUAGCGCAAUUGGUCUUUAAUGGAUUUAUAAUUUGCGUGGGUGCGCCGCACCGAUCGACAAUUUUCUGA